Messenger RNA from Scomber japonicus (chub mackerel), 2102 nucleotides. It is a transcript of the gene elob, whose product is annotated as elongin B. Gene Ontology annotation, cellular component: VCB complex; elongin complex. The transcript is spliced from 4 exons. Gene Ontology annotation, biological process: transcription elongation by RNA polymerase II. Bases 88 to 447 code for a protein of 119 amino acids. Gene Ontology annotation, molecular function: protein binding. Lineage: Eukaryota; Metazoa; Chordata; Actinopteri; Scombriformes; Scombridae. The record is from RefSeq and is a predicted model, not a curated record.
UGCGCUGCAUGUGACUCUGCUCUGAGCUCUGCUGCAGCUUGGAGGCGUUUUUUUUUCUUCUUCUCUGUGUGCAACCAACCGCAAGAAAUGGACGUGUUUCUAAUGAUUCGACGUCACAAGACGACCAUCUUCACAGAUGCCAAAGAGUCCACCACAGUCUACGAGCUGAAGCGCAUCGUGGAGGGUAUCUUAAAGAGGCCACCUGAAGACCAGAGGCUUUAUAAGGAUGACGUGCUGCUUAACGACAGUCAAACUCUUGGAAAUUGUGGCUUUACAAAUCAAACGGCCCGACCCCAGGCCCCGGCCACAGUGGGAUUAGCUUUCCGUCUGGGUGAUGAUUCAUUCGAGCAGCUGAGGAUCGAGUCCUUCUCCACUCCCCCAGAGCUUCCUGACGUCAUGAAGCCCCAGGACUCGGGCAGCACAGCCAACGAACAGGCUGUACAGUGAGGAGGAGACAGAGAGAGAGAAAGAGGGGCGGGGGGAAAGAAGAAGAAGAAAAAACAAAAAAAACCAAGAGGGACACGAAUAGGGGGGGUCGGAGAGGGAGGACGCACCAGAGAGAGAGGGGAGGGGAGGAGAGGGGAGGAGGGGAUUUUGAAUUUUUUUUGGGAAGCAAUGCCUUCAGCGGUUGUGGACGACAGAUCUUCAACUGGGCACAAACAGUUACAAAAACACGGAUUCCCCCUUUUUUUGUUGUAUAUGUGAGAAGGGGCGGGUGGUUCAUUUAUCCCGAAAACCGGUGAACGCAUGCUAGAAUAACAAAAGAAAAAAAAAAAAAAAAAUUGAUUUCACACAAGACCCUUCAGUGAUUACCUGACGGACUUGUCACAACACUGUCAGUCAUCCAUGGGAUUUGGUAAAGGCUGAACAUAAAGAAUUGUACCUCGUAUUUAAUUAAUUCUAGUCUUUAUUUGGGGGUAAGGUUAAUGCCGCCUUACUUAUGUUUUUUCUUUUCUUUUUGUUUUUUUUUUUUCUUUUUAAAUUUUGCUGGCUUAAAUGUGGGAGUUGAUAAAGGUGUGACAUUUUUAGGCUUUUUAUGUUUUUGUGUGUGUGUUUCUUUAUUAAACUAUUACUAGGAUUUAACCUUUUUUUUGUGGGUCCUCUGCCUCGGGAUAUGUGCGUGUGUGGCGACGAUAGCUAGGGAGUUUGUGAAUUUCUAAGUUACUAUCUGUAUUUCAAUUUCAAGAACUCUUUUUGAACAGACUGAAAUAAUUAUAAUUAUAAAAAAUAUAUAGAUACAACUUGUUUUGGCAAGAAGAUCCAGCAUUAAAAAAAAAAAGAGAUGAGCAUUUCCCGGUACUUUUACUUAUCAGUAGUCGUAGUUUUCAUAUAGCUGCUUACAGACAUUACUGAGACUGAACGCACUCACUCACUCAGUUUUGUGGGUAUCUCCAACACACGUGACGCUGGCGUGGACCUGGUGUUGAAAAUGGCAAAAAAAUGACUGACAUUAGUAGAGCAACAAUCAAAAAAAAAAAAAAAAAAAGGAUUAGCAGUAAUUAUUGGUCAUUUUUUACCUCGCUAACAAAACGUAGGAACUAACCAACCUUUCCUUCUCCAGUGUUUGAUUGUAGCACAUGACAUCUCAGAGGCCUAAAAGUGUUUAUAUUGAGCGGAAAGUUAAACAGGUUGUUUGUGGGAUGAGUGCCUGUAAUCGGCAGGCUGCACAUUUUGACCCUUCAUUACCCCCCCCCCCCCCUCCUCCUUUGCCCCCUCCCCAAAAAUCACUGCCCCAUUUAGUUUUAGCUCAUGCUGCUGCGUGUGUGUGUUGUAUUAUACACCAUUAAAACCUUAAACACAUAGUUUUCCUAUAAAAAAAAACAAUUUAAAGAGGAGAAUCAGAAACAAACUCAUCUGCACAUCAAAACUGAAAGCAUAACACGGGAUCUCAUGAUCACAAAAACGACAAUUAAAACAAAGAAGAAGAAGAAGCCCUCCAUUGUUCACUACAGGGGAGAAGAUAUUCUGACCUAGGGGUGUUGAAUGAAAUUGUUGACACAUUGAGGCGUAAAAAAACAAAGCAUUUGCAAAUCGAGGCUGUUAAACAGUGAUCAACAAGUUGCACUUGUAACUGAUUUAACAUUAAAAACAACUGUUUUUCA